GAGACUCAGACAUGGCGAUAGACCCUGCGGCAGAGCUGCCUUUCUUCUACGGCAGCAUCAGUCGUUCGGAGGCUGAGGAGCACCUGAAGUUGGCAGGCAUGGCCGACGGGCUGUUCCUGCUGCGCCAGUGUUUGCGGAGCCUGGGUGGCUACGUGGUCUCCCUGGUUUGGAACUUGGAGUUCCACCACUACUCUGUGGAGAAGCAGCUCAACAGCACCUACUGUAUUGCAGGUGGCAAGCCCCACUGUGGGCCAGCGGAGCUCUGUGAGUUUUACAGUAAGGAUUCAGAUGGCCUGGUGUGCACCCUGAGGAAGCCCUGUCUGCGCUCCCCAGACAACCCCAUCAGAGCAGGCGUCUUUGAUAACCUGAGGGACAACAUGCUGAGGGAGUACGUACGACAGACCUGGAACCUGGAGGUGAGGGUUGGCUGAAUUACAUUUUACGUUUGAGUAAUUUAGCAGACACUGUUAUCCAGAGUGACUUACAAUUAGUGCAUUCAUCUUAAGAUAGCUAGGAGAGACAACCACAUAUCACAGGAUGAGAGGCAGCAGGGCCUGAAGUCACAUAAACACUGUCUCUGAUGUAGUUGCCUUUCUGACUUUGUGUCUGUGUUCAGGGGGAGGCCAUGGAGCAGGCCAUCAUCAGCCAGGCCCCACAGCUGGAGAAGCUGAUCGCCACCACCGCCCAUGAGAGGAUGCCCUGGUACCACGGCAAGAUCCCUCGCCAGGAGGGAGAGAGGCGACUCUACUCCGGGGCACAGCCAGAUGGAAAGUUCCUGUGAGUCAUGAAAGGCAUUUUAGUCCAACGCUACACAAAGGUUCCAAAAACACCUGCAACAUAGUUUGAUUUGGGUUUUUAUUCAUCAGAGUCAGAGACAGGGAAGAGUCCGGCACCUUUGCCCUUUCUUUGAUGUACGGAAAAACGGCCUACCAUUACCAGAUCCUACAUGACAAAUCAGGGAAGUACUCCAUGCCAGAGGGAACCAAAUUUGACACUGUGUGGCAGGUAGGCUGUUCUCUCUUCUCCAACAAAUGAGUCCAAGUUUAUUAUGUCUGCUACCUCAUGUUUAAGACAAAGAUAGUUACCUUUCCCUGCCACUCUCCCUCCCUUCUGCAGCUUGUGGAGUAUCUGAAAAUGAAACCUGAUGGGCUAGUGACAGUUCUGAGGGAACCGUGUGUGAACCGCAACAACACCAAACGUACUUAAUCAACAUUUUGUUCACAAAUGAAUCACAAUCAUCAAAUUCUUAUUGUUUCACUAAACUUUGUCCCUUAUGCAAUUGAAUUAAUUUUCUUAUUUCUCAAAUCCAUUUUCAGAGACUCCUGUUGUGCCCUCAGGGGUAAGUAUCAAGAGCAUUUUCUAAUUUUCUUUCACACAGAUCUAUUGUGUAAAAGCAUCUGCUAAAUGGCAUAUAUUAUUAUUACAUUAUAUAUUAUUAUAUUACUAUUGAAUACAGUACAUUUCUUUCAGAGGCGGCCCAGAGCAAAUGGAUACACACCGCCACCUGGAGGUAGGUCAAUAACAUUACAACAGACACACAUGGCCUUUCUACCAAAACCCACACACACACAAAUCACAGAAUUUGUUUUGAAGACAUUUCCCUGUGGUUUGUCCCUUUCUUACAGUACCUCUGGGGGGCUCCACGGAAGUCAAUACUUUGCCCCCCACAGACCGUCAGAUGCUGCCCAUGGACUGCAGUGAAUUUGUCAACCCUUACCAUGACCCCAAUGACCUGAAGAAGUUCUUCAUCAAUAGGGAUCAGCUGAUGAUGGACGAGGUGGAGCUCGGCUCGGGAAACUUUGGCUGUGUCAAGAAAGGAGUCUUCAAGACAAAGAAGUGAGGGGGGGUGGGGUGCUUCUUUUUGGAUGAAUCAAACAGAACAUCAGAUCCUGAUUUAGAACCUAUAACGUCAGCCUAGAGCCAUUUAUAACAAUAACUACGUUUUAGGUCAGAGAGGUUUAUAAUAAUUUUUGCUGACAAAAUGAGCUGAUCAGGACAAACUCUGGACCCCAGUUAUAGGCUAUAAUUAUGAAAAAUAUGGGGCCCUAUUCAUAACACAUCACUAAUUCCUGUGUGGUUCCAGCGGCCACACUGAUGUGGCCAUCAAGGUGCUGAAGAAUGAGAAUGAGAAGCUGGUGAAAGAUGAGAUGAUGAGGGAGGCGGAGAUCAUGCACCAGCUGAGUAACCCUUACAUCGUCCGCAUGCUGGGGCUCUGCCAGGCUGAGUGCCUGAUGCUGGUGAUGGAGAUGGCUUCUGCUGGGCCACUCAACAAGUUCCUCUCCACCAAUAAGUAAGGCCAAUUAUAUCACACGUAUAGUGUAGUACAGUAUAUACAGUAUCAUAAGGCAUGUUAUUCUCUUAGUAGUGACAUUGAUCAUAGAGUUAUGGAAAUGAAAUUAAUAAUAGCACUACUAUUGCUCAAACAGUGAUCAUGAGCUCAGCAAAGUGAAGCUAAAUACCAUGACAUACUGUAAUUUCCCUAAAGGUUUAUUUGAGUUCCCUUUCUGUCCCUCUACCUCUCAGGGAGAAGGUCACAGUGGAGAACAUUGUGGGGCUGAUGCACCAGGUGUCUAUGGGAAUGAAGUACCUGGAGGAGAAAAACUUUGUGCACAGAGACCUGGCAGCUCGCAACGUCCUGCUAGUCAACCAACAGUUUGCCAAGAUCAGUGACUUUGGUCUGUCCAAGGCUUUGGGUGCUGAUGACAACUAUUACAAGGUAGGAGUCUUUUGCACGUAUCAUGUGCUAUUACAUUUUAGUCAUUUAGCAGACGCUCUUAUCCAGAGCGACUUACAGUUAGUGAGUGCAUACAUUUUUCAUACUGGCCCCCCGUGGGAAUCGAACCCACAACCCUGGCGUUGCAAGCGCCAUGCUCUACCAACUGAGCUACAGGAGGCCUGCUAUAAUGUUGGUCUGUUUUAUAUAAUCAAAUUCUGCAGUUCUUUAUACAUUAUAAUGUGGUAUGGUAUGCAUGUGUGUACGUGCGUGGGUACAUAGGCACGCACAGCAGGUAAAUGGCCGCUGAAGUGGUAUGCUCCAGAAUGCAUGAACUUCCACAAGUUCUCCAGCAAGAGUGAUGUCUGGAGCUUUGGUGUCACCAUGUGGGAAGCCUUUUCUUACGGAGGAAAACCAUACAAGGUACUAUAUGUACAGCACCAGCAAGAUACAGUUGAAGUCGGAUGUUUACAUACACCUUAGCCAAAUACAUUUAAACUCAGUUUUUCACAAUUCCUGACAUUUAAUCCUAGUAAAAUUUCCCUGUCUUAGGUCAGUUAGGAUCACUACUUUAUUUUAAGAAUGUGAAAUGUCAGAAUAAUAGUAGAGAUUUAUUUCAGCUUUUAUUUCUUUCAUCACAUUCCCAGUGGGUCAGAAGUUUAAAUACACUCAAUUAGUAUUUGGUAGCAUUGCCUUUAAAUUGUUUAACUUGGGUCAAACGUUUCAGGUAGCCUUCCACAAGCUUCCCACAAUAAGUUGGGUGAAUUUUGGCCCAUUCCUCCUGACAGAGCUGGUGUAACUGAGUCAGGUUUGUAGGCCUCCUUGCUCACACACGCUUUUUCAGUUUUGCCCACACAUUUUCUAUAGGAUUGAGGUCAGGGCUUUGUGAUGGCCACUCUAAUACCUUGACUUUGUUGUCCUUAAGCCAUUUUUGCCACAACUUUGGAAGUAUGCUUGGGGAUCAUUGUCCAUUUGGAAGACCCAUUUGCGACCAAGCUUUAACUUCCUGACUGAUGUCUUGAGAUGUUGCUUCAAUAUAUCCACAUAAGUUUCCUCCCUCAUGAUGCCAUCUAUUUUGUGAAGUGCACCAGUCCCUCCUGCAGCAAAGCACCCCCACAGCAUGAUGCUGCCACCCCCGUGCUUCACGGUUGGGAUGGUGUUCUUCGGCUUGUAAGCCUUCCCCUUUUCCCUCCAAACAUAACGAUGGUCAUUAUGGCCAAACAGUUCUGUUUGUGUUUCAUCAGACCAGAGGACAUUUCUCCAAAAAGUACGAUCUUUGUCCUCAUGUGCAGUUGCACACCAUAUUCUGGCUUUUUAAUGGUGGUUUUGGAGCAGUGGCUUAUUCUUUGCUGAGCAGCCUUUCAGGUUAUGUCAAUAUAGAUACUCGUUUUACUGUGGAUAUAGAUAAUUUUGUACCUGUUUCCUCCAGCAUCUUCACAAGGUCCUUUGCUGUUGUUCUGGGAUUGAUUUGCACUUUUCGCACCAAAGUACGUUAAUCUCUCGGAGACAGAACGCGUCUCCUUCCUGAGCGGUAUGAAGGCUGCGUGGUCCCAUGGUGUUUAUACUUGCGUACUAUUGUUUGUACAGAUGAACGUGGUACCUUCAGGCGUUUGGAAAUUGAUACCAAGGAUGAACCAGACUUGUGGAGGUCUACAAUUUUUUUUCUGAGGUCUUGGCUGAUUUCUUUUGAUUUUCCCAUGAUGUCAUACAAAGAGGCACUGAGUUUGAAGGUAGGCCUUGAAAUACAUCCACAGGUACACCUCCAACUGACUCAAAUUAUGUCAAUUAGCCUAUCAGAAGCUUCUAAAGCCAUGACAUUAUUUUCUGGAAUUUUCCAAGCUGUUUAAAGGCACAGUCAACUUAGUGCCCACUGACCCACUGGAAUUGUGAUACAGUGAAUUAUAAGUGAAAUAAUUUGUAAACAAUUGUUGGAAAAAUUACUUGUGUCAUGCACAAAGUAGAUGUCCUAACUGACUUGCCAAAACUAUAGUUUCUUAACAAGAAAUUUGUGGAGUGGUUGAAAAAUGAGCUUUAAUGACUCCAACCUAAGUGUAUGUAAACUUCCGACUUCAGCUGUAUAUAUACACCACAUUAUAGUUAAAUAUUUAUACUGUAAUAGUGCUGUCUAGAUUAACUUAAACUGCGUCUUUACCAAAUGUGAUCAGAAAAUGAAAGGUCCGGAGGUGAUCAGUUUCAUUGCCAGUGGGAGCCGGAUGGAAUGUCCAUCUGGAUGUCCAGAUAGAAUGUAUGCACUGAUGAAGGACUGCUGGACAUACAAGUAAGUGAGAAACUAGAGACCUUCUAUACAUUUUCACACCACAUGGCAUUGGAAGUAGGCUACUAGGCCACACCGCUGCCCAUUUAAAAGUAGAGCCAUCACGUCUAAAGUGUCUGACCUUUCUCUUCUCAGACAUGAGGACCGGCCAGGCUUUGUGAAGGUGGAGGAGCGCAUGCGAGUCUUUUAUUACUCCAUAUCCAACAAAUCUCUGCCUGAGGUGACCGCAGAUGCUGCUGGGCCUCUCAAG
Molecule: messenger RNA, 5238 nt
Organism: Coregonus sp. 'balchen'
Lineage: Eukaryota; Metazoa; Chordata; Actinopteri; Salmoniformes; Salmonidae
Source: the annotation of a GenBank genome assembly